AUGGCCCCUCGGUUCGCCAAUCAGAUUCUUCGAUCUGCGCUAAUCCAAUGCACUGAUCCAAAUGCCGUGGGCCUACACAACCUAAUGGCGCCAGACACGUUUGAAUGGCAAACGGUGUGUGCACGCUACCCCUCCGGCCCCACCAGCUCAACGCGGAUUUGUCAGUUCGGCGGGAAGCCGGACCGAGAGUUGACACCUCGGCCUCACUUGCCGCCAGUCUGA
Messenger RNA from Protopolystoma xenopodis, 222 nucleotides. The record is from the annotation of a GenBank genome assembly. NCBI's taxonomy places the organism in Eukaryota, Metazoa, Platyhelminthes, Monogenea, Polystomatidea, Polystomatidae.